Helicoverpa zea (corn earworm) is the source of this 1914-nucleotide messenger RNA. RefSeq names its product 4-coumarate--CoA ligase-like 9. Gene Ontology annotation, biological process: fatty-acyl-CoA biosynthetic process; long-chain fatty acid metabolic process. Lineage: Eukaryota; Metazoa; Arthropoda; Insecta; Lepidoptera; Noctuidae. Gene Ontology annotation, molecular function: long-chain fatty acid-CoA ligase activity. The coding region runs from base 96 to 1742 and encodes 548 amino acids. The record is from RefSeq and is a predicted model, not a curated record. The transcript is spliced from 12 exons.
GAGUGUUAAUAUCUAUAAAUGUUGGUCUCAGCUGUUUGUCACGCCAGUCGGUCGCGAAGGUUGUAUGUGCGAGAGCUGUCAACUGCUUAGCUAAGAUGUCUCACACAGUGGUGCGAGGGAAGCCGAAUGCAGCUCAGCUGUACUUGGACACAGUGUUAAACGCUAUAUUGAUAGAACAAGGCUUGGUACCGGAUCUCAAAGGGCGGGAGAAUGUCACGCUCUCACAGAUCAUGUUCCACUGUCUCAAGAAAAGACCAGAUCACGUCUUUAUGAUCAACGGCUCAACAGGCGAGAAGAUAACUAACGAGCAAAUCCUGAAGCGUGCUGUCUCACUCGCACGUGCGCUCACGGCACGAGGUGCGACAAGGAAGUACGCCAUGCUGAUGAUGAGGAACCACCAGGAGAUGGCAGCACUGUACUUCGCAGUUAUGUUCGCUGGAAUGAUCCCGUUUAUGAUGGAUCCUAAUAGCACAGUAUAUGAGCAGACACACUUCCUGAAAUUAAUAGAACCAACCUUCGUGUUCCACGACCAAGAGUUUGAAGAAUCUCUUCUGAAGGCACAGCAAGGUUGUGAAGACCUGAACCCCACAUUUGUAAUGGCUGAUGAACCAGAAGUCUUAAAGCAGUUUAUUGCAGGUCACAGUGACGAUGUUAACAGUUUUCAGGUAGCAGAGGCAUCAAUAGAUGACGUGGUAAUGAUGUUGCCUACCAGCGGUUCCACCGGUCUUCCUAAAGCUGCCUACAUGACGCAUCGAGGAUUGGUGAUGCAGCUACCUUCUCCUUGGUCCUAUCACACACAGUUCCCCACGCCCACAUCCACAGUGAUGCUGCUGACAACCCUGCAAUGGAUGACGUUCACCAUGUUCGUCACUGCCAGCACGGCAUACCAUGUGACACUCCUCAUGACGCCCAGGAAGACCACGGUGGACCAUGUCGUGGAGAUCACUGAGAAAUAUCGGCCAACGUUCACAUUCCUGGCGCCAGCCUUCGCAACAAACUUAGUGGAUGCUAUCCGACCAGAUCAGAUCAGUUCCUUGGAGACGGUGAUCUUGCUGGGAGCACCCCCCGCGCCGGAGCUACUGACCAAGUUACAGAGCAAGUUACCAAAGGGUGCACAUUUGUGUGACGGCUAUGGGACCACGGAGACACAUGGGUUCAUCGCCAUCCCCGACAGGGAGGCUCCGCUCAGGAGUAACGGAUGGGUCUACAACUUCAUGUAUUACAAGAUAGUGGACGAUGAAGGUCGGACGCUGGGUCCCGAGCAGGCGGGCGAGCUGUGGGUCAAGGGCGACUGCGUGCUAAAGGGUUACCACAAAAACGACUCCACAUACCACGAGACGGUGACUGCUGACGGCUGGUUCCGCACCGGAGACGUGUUCCGGCUGGACCACAGCGAGAGGAUCUCCUUCGUCGUCAGGAAGAAGUUCAGCUUCAAGUACAAGGGCUGCCAGGUGGCUCCUGAGGAGGUGGAGCGCGUGAUCAGCUCGGUGGCCGGGGUGAACGAGAGCGUGGUCUGCGCGUCGGACAACGGCCCUGUGGCUGCCGUGGUGCUGCUGCCGAGGGCUGAUGUCACCAGGGACCAGAUACAUAAGGCUGUGGAUGCGGCUUUGAGUGACCACAAGCGCCUUCACGGCGGGAUCGCGUUCGUGCCGUCACUGCCGCACACGCACUCGGGGAAGCUCAAGAGACUGGAGUGCAGCAAGCUGAUCGAGGAUCUACGGAGGAGUGGCCAGUGCUAUUAGCGGCCAGAUGGCAUAAUGCAACCUCAUACCGCAAACACGGUGCUGUUUGGUGCUCGUGUUCGAUUUUUAAAGCGUUGUGUGAUUUUGAAUUUAGAAUUAUUGUACAGAUGUUUUUGUUUUCUCAAUAGCAUGGGAGAAUGAAAGUAAAAUAAAUAAAGAUAAUUAUAAACAA